UUUUUCCUUUUUAUUUCCGAGUGACAUAUGAAAAUGCACACUAAUUCCAUUCCCUCUGGUGUUUUCACUAUUAUAAAUAAGAGAACCAGAUCGCUAUAACAAUUGCAUUUGCAUGGCCACUAAUUUACAGAAACGUGGACUGGUAAGCUUGGGGAAACGAUUUGUGAACAAGAUAACUUAUUCAACUUCUCGAAAUUCUGCCAACUCAUCAUCUACUACACUCUCCGGCAGGAAUGUGGUGCACACGUCAGUGUAUGACAAGAAUAUAGAGGAAUAUGUGUCAUCGUGGGUACCUGAUGAAGUAAUCGAGAUAGAAUCGGACAAAUACAAGUACUGGACUCCUCAUCCCCAAACAGGGGUAUUUGGGCCAGCUACUGAUCACAUUAUAAAAUACGGUGAAUAUGGUUCUCAAUUCUCCACGGUAGAUUCUGUGUUGGAACAAAAGACAUUUUUUCGUGAUUUUGAGGAUCUGGAGAAGCCUAGUUAUCCUUAAGUUUCACAAAACAUCACAACAGAAAAUACUACUAGCAGGGAAGGUGAAAGAGGUGUUUCGUUUGUUGUGUUCUAUGAAUAUGUGAUAUGUUUAGUUAAUUAAUGGAAGUAUAAUAUGGAGUAUGUAUAGAAUAAAACUAGCUACUCUGUGUGGGCUGCUUUUAUAUGAUCAUAUGGUGCAAUACAUACUAUCAAACUUCUCUGUAAUAUCGUUUGUUUGUCCAAAUUAAAAAAAAAAGGUUAGUAUUGUAUAAAGAAUAUGUAAUAGAACAUAAGAUUAAAAGUUGGUUCCAAGAAGCUAACUAUUGUAAAAA
Messenger RNA from Solanum pennellii, 806 nucleotides. Its product is annotated as late embryogenesis abundant protein At5g17165-like. The coding region runs from base 113 to 493 and encodes 126 amino acids. NCBI's taxonomy places the organism in Eukaryota, Viridiplantae, Streptophyta, Magnoliopsida, Solanales, Solanaceae. The record is from RefSeq and is a predicted model, not a curated record. The transcript has 3 exons.